Molecule: messenger RNA, 813 nt
Organism: Rhagoletis pomonella (apple maggot)
Lineage: Eukaryota; Metazoa; Arthropoda; Insecta; Diptera; Tephritidae
Product: DNA translocase FtsK-like
Source: RefSeq, a predicted model, not a curated record
CGAUGUUCCACAAGAGCGCUUUCCUAUUACUGGUAUUGGCCAUAGCUCUCGCCAUCGCUGAGCCACCGCGCUUCCUUUCACGCCCAAACCGUUUCCAGCAGCGUCGUCCAUUUCUCGCACGUCAACAGUCCGUACCCGCAGCACCCCAGCCCGAAUUCGCGGCUUACCCUUUGGCUGAUGAACUGAAACCGGAAAAUCCCUUUCAAGUUGAGGAGGAAACUAGCGAACCAGACUUAGUUUACGGCCCACCAGACGCCACUUACGGACCACCAUUGCCCGCCACUGAUCCCUUGCCAGCCGUAGAAUCGCCGCCACAGUUUGCGACCAAUCCAGAUGCUGAGGAAUUUGAACGCCUCACUCAAAGCCGUCCCUCGUCCCGCGUCCAACAGCGUCCCCAGCAACAACGCGCCCAAGUACAUCUUGUGCAACGCACUCAACACCCACAACGCCUACAGCAAAGAAAGAGACAACAAAACGCCGUUGUUAAGCAGGUUGUGAAUGCUCCUCAACGCCAAAAGGCUACCAUUAAACGAGUGGUGAGCACACAGCAAUUGGUAGCUAGGCCUGCGCCAGCGCCCGCUGCUGCUGUGGUUGUGGCAGCACCCAUUGCAGCAGCUGCGUCGACUGCAGUAGCGCCCGCGAAGGUGGUUAUCUCCUCGGAACGCCUAGUGGCAGUGGAACCUGCGUCCGCCUUCAGUGCCGCCGUUAGUACGCCACUGGGAGAGUCUUAUGUAGUCAUCAAUUCGCCAUUCGCUUUAACCUCGCAAUUUCAGGCGUGGUAAGGUGGCGCAUUUUGUUAUAUUUAUAUCUGUU